Molecule: messenger RNA, 1098 nt
Organism: Priapulus caudatus
Lineage: Eukaryota; Metazoa; Priapulida; Priapulimorpha; Priapulimorphida; Priapulidae
Product: sulfotransferase 1C2-like
Exons: 7
Coding region: 55-1098 (347 amino acids)
Biological process (GO): sulfation
Cellular component (GO): cytoplasm
Molecular function (GO): sulfotransferase activity
Source: RefSeq, a predicted model, not a curated record
UUCUGCUCAGUAACGUUCUCCCAUUCUGCUCGAUAGGUAUUACCAACUCGAACCAUGGCACAGAAAAUAGCUGAUGACUCUACUCUGUUGAAUAUUCCUGAGCAGCUUGCGAAGUAUGAGGAUAUCCACUUACACAAAGGAUCGGUAAAAUUUAUGCCUCCCAUACGGUCGAUGGAAUGUCGAGAUGACGACAUCUUCGUAACGUCGUAUCCUAAAUGCGGUACAACAUGGAUGCAAGCAAUCGUCUGGUUGGUAACAAGCGACCCAGACACGUCCUCUACUAUUAUGAGCAACAGCUCAGCUAGUCUCGAUGAACUGGUGCCGAUGCUAGAAUGGCCGCUUCAAAAAAGCGACUUCAACGAUUUGAAAGGCUCUCCCGACGUCGGACUUCGUGACUGGAACAAGAUGGCGUCUCCCCGACUUAUGAAGACUCACAUACCUUUUCAUCUACUGUCUCCUGACAUCACGAAACAAAGGAAAACACCUAAGAUUGUUUACAUCUCAAGAAAUCCGAAGGAUAUGUGCGUUUCUGAUCACAAGUUCUUGAGCGGCUUUUCUUGUUGGUCAGCCUCUGAACACAUGUACCUCGAGAUGUCAUUCGAAAAGUAUUUGGAAAAUUGGUUUGAUGGAAUAGUAUCAUUUGGUGAUUAUUUUACUCACAACAUGGAGUUUUGGGAGAGACGUGACUGGGACAAUAUACUUUUUGUAAAGUACGAAGAUCUAUUGCAGGACCCACACAGAGAAGUCACGCGCGUGGCCAGGUUUUUGGGGAAGGACCUUAGCUCUGAGCGGAUCCACCAGAUUACACAAGAAACAAUGUUCAGCCGCAUGAAGCAAAACAACGUGUUAAAUAACAGCCACUGGAAAACAAUUCAUCAAAGGGAGACACCAUUUCACAGAAAAGGGAAGUGUGGUAACUGGAAGAAGCACUUCACAGUGGCACAGAGUGAGCGCAUGGAUGCCUUGUACAAGCAGAGGUUUGCUGGUAAGUGUGGUGACUGGAAGAAGCACUUUACGGUAGCACAGAGUGAGCGCAUGGACGCCAUGUACCAGCAAAGGUUUGGUGGUUCAGGACUCCAGCACCAGUUUGAGCUAUAA